Oryza brachyantha (malo sina) is the source of this 1881-nucleotide messenger RNA. RefSeq names its product transcription factor bHLH78-like. The coding region runs from base 258 to 1490 and encodes 410 amino acids. The record is from RefSeq and is a predicted model, not a curated record. NCBI's taxonomy places the organism in Eukaryota, Viridiplantae, Streptophyta, Magnoliopsida, Poales, Poaceae. Gene Ontology annotation, molecular function: protein dimerization activity; DNA-binding transcription factor activity. Gene Ontology annotation, cellular component: nucleus. The transcript is spliced from 8 exons. Gene Ontology annotation, biological process: regulation of DNA-templated transcription.
GGCAGUCUGGAAAAGCAGCUUCUUUUCUUCUUCUUCUUCCUCCUCCUCCUCCAACCCAACAAGCCCAAAAGCCUGGAGCCACUACCACCACCACCGGCUUCUCCCCCUCUGCGCGUAAUCGUACCACCAGCUUUGACCUCCACCCACCAUUGCCCCUAUAAAUCUCGGGCUCUCCUCCCGAUUCGCCACCUAAAGGAGCCGCCUUUGCUUCGGCCGGCCAAGAAAGAGGAAGAGGGUGUUUCUUUCUUGGGACGGCGAUGGAGGGCGGCAGAGGUGGAGCCGGCGGUGCGGGGGACUACAUUUCCAGCCUCCUCAACUCGUCCCCGCGCCUCGACUUCGGGUUGCUGGCGGCGGCCGGCGGCAUGCCGGUGCUGGACGGCGCGGGCGGCGGCGGGGACUGCCUGGAGAAGCUGUGCGGCGACCCGGGGUUCGCGGAGCGGGCGGCGCGGCUGUCCAGCUUCAACGGCCAGCGCUACGGCGCCGCCGCCGCCGCCGCCGCGGGGCUCUUCGGGAUGCCUCCUCCCGCGCCCGCCGCCACCAACGGCGACUUCGGCGGCGGGGCCUCGCGGGAGGCGUCCUCCGUGUCCGACCCCGCCUCGGCGAUGAAGGACGCCGCCAAUGCCAAGAAGAGGAAGGCGCCCGGCGGCGCCAAAGGCAAGGGCAAGGAGCCUCCCCUGAGCACCUCCUGCCAGCAGGUAGGAGAGGAGAAGGCAUCCGAUGGCAAGAGGUGCAAGACCGGGGACGCCGGCGAGAAGAAGGAUGCCCCGGUGAAGCCCAAGGCGGAGCAGGCCGGGAGCGACAGCUCCGUCGAGGACGGCGGCGGGCAGAAGCAAGGGAAGGGGAAGAAUGCCAAGCCGGUGGAGCCUCCCAAGGACUAUGUCCAUGUCCGGGCGAGGCGCGGGCAGGCGACCGACAGCCACAGCCUCGCGGAGAGGGUGAGAAGAGAGAGGAUCAGCCAGAGGAUGAAGGUUCUCCAGGACCUGGUGCCGGGUUGCAACAAGGUAAUUGGCAAGGCACUCAUGCUUGAUGAGAUCAUAAAUUAUGUACAGUCGCUUCAACGGCAAGUUGAGUUCCUGUCCAUGAAGCUAGCAACUGUGAAUCCACUUGAUUUCAGUAACCUGCCUACUCUCCUACAGAAAGAUAUGUUCCAAGCAUGUGGCCCUUCAGCGAGCUCGGUUUUUUCCCUAGAAAGUUCCAAUUCAGCAUUUCCAUUUUCCGAGCAAGGAGAUGUUUUCCAACAGUUUGCUCCAAACAGCAUGGAGAGCCAGUGCACCCUGAAUCAGUUAGACUUGGCUCUAUCUCAGGCUACAAAUGCACAGUAUGCUUUCCAGGAUGGAACAGCCAGCGCAAACUUGCAGCAAAGGAACUUCUGGGAGGAUGAUCUCCAAAGUGUUUUCCACAUUGAGAAUGGGCAGAGCCAGGAGAAUGGGGUUUCCGCACCAAGCUUCCAUGGUCAGCUGCAAGCAGGUCACAUGAAAAUGGAGUUCUAACCUGCUUAGGUCACACUGAUCAAGCAAAGAAAACAUUGAUAAUCUGUACAUAGGAAGCCUCCAAGUGCAAACUCCAUUGGCAAGCUAGUGAAGCUCUCAACUCCGAAGCUAACAACCAUUAGGCUCUUAAGAGACGAGAUUCUAUUAUUAAUCAUGUUUUGCCUGUAGGGCGAUGUGAUUCUUUUGGUAUCUAUGAGAUUGAUUAUAUCUUGAUAUAACGUAACAAUUAAAUAGUUAAUUUCUGUAUAAAGAUAUGGUGCAGAUAUUACACAAGGCACCCUCUUUCUUCCUGGUUAUGUAUGAGCUGGCCAAGUAGCAGCUAGCUGGAUGGAACCAUGUACUACUGCUGUUGCAUUUUGUCUAUGAUGAUAGUUAUCCUCACCUUAUCACA